Messenger RNA from Anopheles maculipalpis, 702 nucleotides. RefSeq lists its product as uncharacterized. The transcript is spliced from 3 exons. The coding region runs from base 1 to 702 and encodes 233 amino acids. NCBI's taxonomy places the organism in Eukaryota, Metazoa, Arthropoda, Insecta, Diptera, Culicidae. The record is from RefSeq and is a predicted model, not a curated record.
AUGGCAGUUCUAGAGUUGUUGUGGAAUUGUUUGUUGCUGAUGCUAUUUCUUGGAGUACUAAAAGCAGCACUUUCCUUUUAUUGGCCCUCGAUCGGCGAGUGGAGAUAUGACGAUUUACAUCCCUCCCUUCGGUAUCGGGAAUCGUGCAGAGCAAACCAACUGCUCGUGAACGGUGUGUUUUUCAUCGUCUACCCUUGCGUGCUGGGCUUCCGUUGGUACACUUCGCCCAACCGUGCCACACUGUGGACCGAAUGUUGUGUGGAAAAGGAUGAGUUUGAACGUUACGUUGAAUAUUCGCGCGAGGAAGAGGACCUACUGCGCCACGGUAUGAUCCGCGGGCGAAUAAUAAUACAGAAGGAAAUUGUACUGGCAGGAGCUUCGGAGGAUGAUGGUUCGAGCUACAGAAAGUACGAUAAUGCGGACGAUUGUAUUGUUGGAGUUGAAAGGGAGCCACGGUCAAAUGAGCGGAAUGAACAAUCAAAAUGUGAACCGCUAAAUUUGUCGAAAGAUGGUGAAGGGUGUGAUUUGAAUAAUGAGGAAAACGUCUUCAUGCAGCAGUGUAGAGAAGAUCCUACGAGGGUGAAUACAUUUCACACAAGUACAGAAGAAGAGGGAGAUGAUGAUGAGAUUAGAUUAAUUCCUCCAUCAUCUAGGCAAUAUGAGCCUUCAUCGUCAGCUUUUGCUUCUGGAGCUAAUAGAUAG